AUGGAAAUGUAUCCAAGUCCAACCUCAGGGGAAGCUCCCGGCCCUCCUCCAUACAAUGAACCCAGGAGCUGCAAUUCGGAGAAGCUCAAGGAGAGCUUCUCGCUAAUCGUGCACAACCAACUCGAUAUCCAGAGGUUGUUUAGAUCAGUCGCUGGGCAACUUGAGAACACGAAUCAGAUCGGUGAAGACCAUCCACUAUGUAACGAAUGGAACGGGUUAAGACAGACACAUCGCAAGCUCUACCGUGAUUCACAGCAGAAUGCCGCUCAAUGUGCUAGCUUUCUCAACAAUUACGCUGUCAUACUUAUCCCACUGUCACGAUCCUCCAUGUCGCUGCGAGAGAAGAGGUUUAUGAUCGAGAAGUUCUUGGAGGCAAUACCUGCACAUCUCAACAGCGCGAAGAAAAUCACUGAGAGAUUUCACGAGCUAGGAAAGGAGGUUGAAGGAUUCCAGCUGAAGGUUGCCAGUGCCCUUCGUACCAAAGCGGAGUCCUCGGGAUUUUUUGAGAACUUGUGGACCGGCUUGGAAGAGCUCUGUAUGUCCAUAUGGCAGGCGCUCAGGAAGCUGCUUGUCCAAAUUGUGGACACCUUCAGGGCGAUGCUUUCCCGCAUCCAGACCAUUCGCUUCUCCUGCGUCGGCAUUCGCAUAGACAUUGAAAUGAGGCGAUACACUCCACUCACGUCGCACACGCCUCAACCUUUAUCCAGAACUGUUGCGCGGCAAGUUAAGGAGGACUGCAAGGAAAUCAGCGAUAACCUUUCGGUCUUCGAGGAUGCAUGGCAUAUUGUCGGGCUCUCCUGUAGCGAGCUCCUGUUUAGUGUGGCUAUGGCUAAGAGUCUGGCGCCCAUCCCGGUGGCGUGCGACAGGAACCUGAAGUCGACAGAAGCGACGUACCUCCCUUUGGUGGAAUGUUUGCGCGCGUACUCCACUGGGCAGACACCUGAAUUCUAG
Sparassis crispa is the source of this 951-nucleotide messenger RNA. RefSeq lists its product as hypothetical. Bases 1 to 951 code for a protein of 316 amino acids. The record is from RefSeq and is a predicted model, not a curated record. The transcript has 9 exons. NCBI's taxonomy places the organism in Eukaryota, Fungi, Basidiomycota, Agaricomycetes, Polyporales, Sparassidaceae.